GUGCGCGUGUGCGCCCAUGGGGCCGCCCGGCGCUGGCGCAGGUGAGCGGCCGCUCCCGCCGCCCGUUCCGGCCUGGCCGCCAUGGAGCCCGUGGGCACCUGGGGCCCGGCGCAGGCAGCGGCCUGGCUCCGAGGGCUGGACGGCGCCGUGCAAGGGUACCCCUUUGAGACGUGGGGGCUGGCGGGGCCCGACCUGCUGCGGCUCUCGGCUGCGGCGCUGGAGGCGCUGGGAGUGCGGCGCCUGGGGCACCAGGAGCUCCUGCUGGAGGCCGUGGAGCAGCUCCGUGCCCUGGAAGCGGGGCUGGCGAGCACCAGCUUGCGGACACUGACGGAGAGGCUGCAGGAGCUGGCACAGGGCACCCAGAGCUUGGUGCUGGGGGGGCUGCCGGCGGGGGCUGGCCCCCGGCCGCCCUCCCUCGCCCUCCUGGCUCGUGUCGUCGACCUGGUCAGGGCUGCCAAGGGGCUCUUCUCCUGGCUCAACAGGUACCUCUUCUCCACCCUCAACGACUUUUCGGCCAGCCAGGACAUCGUCCUGCUCUGCACCCAGCUGGCAGAGGCGCUGCAGGCGGACUGUCCUGCAGCCAAGAGGGACAGCCAGAUCCUGCAGAUUUGCCAGCACAUCGUGGGCAUCUGCGAGAGCAUCGUGGGCUGCAGCCCCCCGGCGCUGCUGGACCGCAGGGCUGUGCUGCAGCGUGUGGUGCUGCAGGGCAGUCCCCCCAUGUCUCCUGACACCCUGAUGCUGCCCUCCAGCCCGUGGGGGUGCCCCCCGACGUCCCCUGACAUCCUAACGCCACCCUCUGAGCCCCUGGGGAGCAGCCCCCAACUCCUCACUGCCCCACUGGGCCUCAAGAUCACCUCCACCACCUCCUGCCUGCACUUUGUGUCUGCAGCUACCUCGGAGGCCCUGGCUGCCCACAGGGGCCUCAUCCUGCCGGGAGAUGAGAUCGUACAGGUCAAUGAGCAGACUGUGGUGGGUUGGACACGCGUCAACCUGGCAAAGAAGCUGCUGGAAGAUGUGAGCAGAGUGACACUGGUGCUGAAGAAGAUCCCCCUCGACCUGCCUGGCUCCCCAUCCUCUCCCAGGCAGCAGCUCCUGGAAGCAUUUCUGGAUGCUGCAGAUUCCACCAGCACCAGAAGCAGUGAGUGCCCAGGCAGCCCCGUGUCCCUGAGCUCCAGCGCUGCUGCUGCUGACUUUGAAUCGGGGCCAGACUCUGCACUGGACCCUGUCACGGACGAAGAGGCAGGAGAGCACAAGCAGAACUCGAGGCUGCCCAGGGUGGCUGUGGGGGAGCUGCCAGCACUGCCCAGCUAUGGUGCUGCAGAGGAGGUGGCACAGGAGAGUGGCUCCCCUCCAGGCACCCUUGCUGCGGAGCUCAGCCCCAUGGCAGCCCCUGCGGAGGGGGCUGGGGGUGCAGACCUCAGCCAGCACCCUCCGGAGGGCAGCCCCCAGGGAGGACGCAGACCAAAAGGAGUGGCGAGCAGGCUGAGCCGCCGGCGCGUCUCGUGCCGGGACCUGGGCCGGGUGGACUGUGAUGGCUGGCUCCUCAAGAAGAAGGAUCACGUGGGCUUCAUGGCCCAGAAGUGGAAGCGGUGCUGGUUUGUGCUGAAGGGCCACACGCUUUACUGGUACCAUCACCCCAACGAUGAGAAGGCUGCAGGACUCGUCAACGUGGCCACCUAUGACCUGGAGAGCACAAGGGAGCAGAAGAAGAAAUACGUGUUCCAGCUCUGCCAUCAGAGGUACAAGCCCUUCAUCUUCGCUGCAGAAACGCUGGCUGAUUUGAGCAUGUGGGUCAGUCACUUAAUAACAGCCAAAACAAAGUACACGCUGGCCCACCAGUUGGUCCCAGACAGGGAGGAAGACUGCUACAGUGAGACAGAAGCCGAGGACCCCGAUGAUGAAUGCCCCAGGCCUGGCUGUGACCUGCCAAGGAAAAGGUUGCAAAAUACCCCAGAGAAACCCCAGCUCCUCCCAGCUUGCAGUGAGCCCGGCAGCCCCCAGCCCUGCACAUCCACGGAACCCAGUGGGGAGGACCUCGAGUGCCUGAUGCGGUGCCUGAAGCAGGGGGGGGUGUCCCUCACGGGGCGGCAGCAGGCCCUCACGCAGGAGCAGUACCGCAAGUCCUUCGUCCGCCGCAGCAAGAACCCCCUCAUCAACGCCAAGGUGCACGCGGUGCGGGCCCUGCAAAGCACGCUCAAGGCGAAGCUGGCGGAGCUGCAGGCGCUGGAGCAGCUGCUCAGCGAUGCUGCGCUCACCUCGGAGCGCUUCUCCCGCUGGAAGGAGGAGCACCAGGAGCUGUACCAGGAGCUGCGGGAGUGCUGGGCCGGGCGGCAGGCCCAGGACCAUGACAGGGGGCUUGGGGCCGAGCGUGGCCUCCCCCAGGAGGGGGCUGAGCCUUGAACCCCCCCCCCCCCCGCCUUGUCUGGCAGUGCUGUGGGAGCAGAGCGGGUGCUCUGCCCGUGCAGGGGGGUGUGCGGGACAGCGGUGAUGUUUCUGGAGGCUCAGCCCCCAGCAUGGAGCUGCCACAGGAAAAGUGGCUCCCGCUCCACCCCCGUCCCUUGGCUGGGACCUGCACUGACAGGAGUGACUCUUCUCAAGGACGUUUUGCCUUGCCUGCAUGUUGGAAAAGGGGCUGCUGAGGGCAGAGGAUAGACCAAGGCUGCAGAUCCCCAGGGGGCUUUGGCCUAUCCCUUAUGCUAACCCUCCAUCGCUCCACUUUUCUCCCCUCAAUCUCUCCAUCUUCCUCUCUCAUUACAGUUCUGUCCUGCUUCCCAUCCCUCUCGUUCCCAAUAUCCCCUUGCCUAGCUCCUUGUGCCACACUUCUCUCUGCCUACGCCACCUCGGCUGCCUCAGAAACUAGCUGUCAAAGUGCAAAUGUCCACCCCCUGUUCCUAAGCCUAAGGGGCCAGGACAGGAAACUGGUGCUGGGCAUCACCUGCAGAUGGUGAGCUCCAGAACAGUGCCACCACCAUGGCAAUCCACCCUUGCUUUGCCAUCUGAAACUCCAUCUGGGUACUGCCCCCUCAGGUGCCCCAGAGCCCAGCUCCCAAAGUGCGCUCAUCAGCCCCUGUGCCCUCCCUAAACACCCAAUGCAGACUUGCUAACCUGAAAUAAACCACUUUCACGUAAGGAUA
Molecule: messenger RNA, 3134 nt
Organism: Pezoporus occidentalis (night parrot)
Lineage: Eukaryota; Metazoa; Chordata; Aves; Psittaciformes; Psittacidae
Gene: CNKSR1
Product: connector enhancer of kinase suppressor of Ras 1
Exons: 21
Coding region: 82-2400 (772 amino acids)
Molecular function (GO): protein binding
Source: RefSeq, a predicted model, not a curated record